Molecule: messenger RNA, 846 nt
Organism: Clonostachys rhizophaga
Lineage: Eukaryota; Fungi; Ascomycota; Sordariomycetes; Hypocreales; Bionectriaceae
Source: the annotation of a GenBank genome assembly
AUGGCCACACCCACCAACCCUAACCGCUACCUUGAGCACUCCGUGCAAGAUCUGCUCUCCCUGAAAGGGCGCACCAUCGUCAUCACCGGUGGGGCUCGGGGCCUCGGUCUUGCGUUCGCCCUUGCUGUCGCUGAGACCGGGGGAGACGUCGCCGUACUUGAUGCGGCCGAGAAGCCACAUGAACAUUUCGCACUAAUACAGCAGCGUUUUCCAAAGCAAAAAUUUGCCUACUUCAGGACUGAUGUUACAAAAUAUGACCUUCUCAAGAAGUCUUUCGAUGAGAUAGUCAACGAGUUUGGUCGCAUUGAUGGCUUAAUUACUGCUGCUGGAAUUUGCCCCGAUGAGCCUUUUCUAGAGAGGGCGCCUGCUUCGGUUGCCAAAACCAUGGAAAUCAAUGUUCUCGGCACUUAUUACGCCGCCCAACUAGCUGCAGCCCAGAUGGUCAAGCAGGAGCCGACUGAUUUCAAUCCCAAAGGCGGAUCUAUUGUGAUGAUUGCUUCUAUUGCAGCUUAUGUAGCUAGCAAGGGCCAAACCACAAGCGACUACUGUGCUAGCAAGGGUGCGGUCAUGUCACUGGCCAAAGCCCUUGGAGUCGAGCUGGCUGCCACUGGCAUUCGCGUCAACAGUAUCUCGCCAGGAUAUAUGGUCACUGAUAUGACUCUUGAUCUUUGUCAGAAGUAUCCGCACCUCGGAGACAUCAUGAACAACGAACCCCCUAUGCGGCGCAUGGGAGAUCGGACCGAUCUCAAAGUUCCGGUGGUAUACCUCUUGUCUCAAGCCAGCGCAUAUCACACAUCAGAUGAUAUCUUAAUUACUGGAGGAAUCCAUGCAGGGAGAUUGUUGUAG